This is a messenger RNA of Botrytis fragariae, 2169 nucleotides long. Its product is annotated as putative snare domain protein. Gene Ontology annotation, molecular function: histone binding; nucleosome binding; SNAP receptor activity. The transcript has 5 exons. Bases 1 to 2169 code for a protein of 722 amino acids. Gene Ontology annotation, biological process: intracellular protein transport; vesicle-mediated transport. Gene Ontology annotation, cellular component: membrane. The record is from RefSeq and is a predicted model, not a curated record. Lineage: Eukaryota; Fungi; Ascomycota; Leotiomycetes; Helotiales; Sclerotiniaceae.
AUGUCCUUCGAUCAGUUAUCAUCGUUAGAGUCGCAACCGACGACAAUGCGAAGAGAGGAUGAUCCUCAAUAUGCGGACGAUCCGGAAUUCCAAAGAUUAUCGCAAGACCUUAUGACAAAGCUCUUCUCAUUGACAGGAAAUAUCUCAAGGCUUUCAAAUGAAAUAAACCUAUUGGGAACGAAGAGGGACACAGAGAGGGUUCGGGAAAGAGUUCACGACCUCUUGGAAGACUCAAAGGAUGCCUUCAAAGAGAUUGGCGAUGGCGUCAAGAAGAUACAAUCAUGGGAGGAUGUAAAUCCAUCGCAAAAAUAUACUCAAACAAAACUUACGCGCGAGUUCCAAAACAACUUGACCGAAUUCCAAAAUGUACAGCGCCGAGCUCUCGAGAAACAACGAUCCUCUGCUACUGCAGCACGAACGGCAAUGGAAGAAGCGCAAUCACCAGGAGUUGAGAGUGGCAAUCAGUUUGGGCAGCAACAAUCCCAAGAGCAGCUUAGAUUGGCUUCGCAGGAUGAGGUUGAUUUUCAAGAUUCGUUGAUAGUAGAGCGUGAGGCCGAGAUCCGGAACAUCGAACAAGGCGUCACUGAAUUGAACGAGUUAUUUCGAGAUGUGGCACAUAUUGUCAACGAGCAAGGCGAGACUCUUGAUUCGAUUGCCAACAAUGUCGAGAACGUACACACAGAUACAAGAGGGGCUGAUCUGGAAUUGAGGAGCGCCGCUAGAUAUCAAAAGAAUGCUCGGUCAAAGGCGUGCUGUUUACUAUUGAUAUUGGCGGUCAUCCUCACUAUUAUUAUACUCGCAGCCACCUUAGGUAUGGGUAUUGAAUUGGACCAAGCUAGUCUACAAAAGGCUUUCCAAUCUCGUCCAGAUAUACAGAGCGCCAUAGCGGCAGCAUCACAAGUUGGUCCAGAAUACAUCGAGCUAUUCAAUCAAAUUUCCUUACAUGUCUGCGAGACAAUAACUCAGCAAGCAUCAGAACCGGCUUCAAAGAAACGUCGCAUAGAUGAGAGCCUCGCAAGUCGAAGUAUCCCGAAUAGCACAAAUGGCACAUCAAACAGCGUUGGGAGUACGCCCGCUACUGGAGAAGAUCCAGUCUUGCUUGAGAUAAAAGAAAUCUCAGUGGUGAUACCACAGCGCAAGAAAUAUACCCUCUGUUUCACAUCAACACAUCUCUAUGCACGAUUGCCGACCUCUGAAGAACCUGCGUCUGGCAUGAGCUAUACCUGGAAGGAUAUUGAAUAUAUAUUUUGCCUCCCAGUCCCAGAGAAAACGCAAAAACAAUACAAUUACAUACUCUUCCCCAAGAACUCUAUUAUAUCACCCUCCAAACCUUCAUCAACUGCACAGCCCUUACCUGAACCAUUAGUUUUCACCAUCAACGAUGGAGUGCCAAAAUCAGGAACUAUUGCGGGAACGGAUAGUUCAGCAGCUUCAGCUGUCUCUGAUGACUACAAAACACUUUUUAACUGGGCUAUUACCGCCCGGUUGAAGGACGUCGGUAAUGUCCUCAAGAUCACUGAAUCAGACCCUAAGCUAUUUGCGAGUGCAGUCAAGCAAAGUCAUCGACCAAGCGAGAAAGCAGUGCAUGUUAAAGCAUUCAGAGGAUCUAAAGACGGAUACUUGUUUUUUCUGCCUACUGGAAUCCUCUGGGGAUAUAAAAAGCCAUUAUUAUUCUUACCACAUAACCGCAUUGCUGCACUAUCUUUCACAAAUGUCUUACAGCGUACCUUUAAUCUUUCACUCGACAUUGAUAUGUCAGUCUCAGGCGGCGAAGACACUACCGAGGAAAUGGAAUUUCAAAUGAUAGAUCAAGAAGAUUUCGCUGGCAUAAACGAGUAUGUACAGAGAUAUGGAUUGCAAGAUAAGAGUAUGGCCGAACAGCGUAAGGCCAAGCGAUUGAAUGUGAAUGUGAUGAAGGAUGAAGAAGGAAACGUUGUAGGAAAUGCGGAAGCGGGAGAGUUAGAAAGGGCAGCGCAAGAAGCGGAACAGGCAGCGAUGGACGAGGAAGAUGAGGACGAGGAAGAUUAUGAUCCAGGGAGCGAGGGUGAAAGCGAAGGGAGUGGCACAAGCGAUAGUGAAGAGGAUGAUGAUGACAAUGGGGAGGGUGGAGGUGCUGGGGAUGAUGAGGAUGAUGAGGAUGAUGAAGGUGGGGAGGAGGAAGAGUUGUAG